AUGCCCACUCUCGAGACCCAUAAUGGUUAUCCCCUCUGGCUGUACAUCCCGAACCGCCCAGCAGCCGUGAUAUUCACCAUCAUUUUCGUUAUCAUCACCGGGUAUCAUACCUAUCUGCUGUUCCGUAGACGCCUUUGGUUUGUCAUUCCAUUUGUUGUUGGUGGAUAUUUCGAGGUCAUCGGAUAUCUAGGGCGCAUCCUGGCGUACGACAAAACCGGAGAGCUGAUCCCCUACCUCCUGCAAUCCAUCUUCCUCCUUCUCGCUCCCGUUCUCUUCGCCGCCACGCUAUACAUGACACUCAGUCGCGUCAUCCUCGCCGUCGACGGCGCCAGCUGCUCCAUUAUCCGGCCCAGAUGGCUGACAGCCAUCUUCGUGACCGGCGAUGUAGUCAGCUUCUUUAUCCAGGGCGGUGGUGCCGGCUUGCUCACCCAGGCCAAAAGCCAGGACGACUCCAAGCGUGGCGAGUACAUCAUUGUCGGCGGUCUCAUCUUCCAGAUCCUCAUCUUCGGCGUGUUCUGUGCCACAGCCCUGGUCUUCAACAUGCGCUUCCGUCGCCACCACCACUCCGAGACGUACCGGCACAAGCCCUGGCAGUCUGUGCUGGUCAUGCUCUAUGUCACCUCCCUGCUGAUCAUGGCCCGCAACGUCUUCCGUGUAGUCGAGUACGCCAUGGGUCACCAGGGCUACCUGCUGUCGAAUGAGUGGCCAGUAUACGUCUUCGACGGCACUCUCAUGUUCUUCACCAUGGCUUUCUUCGCGCUCAGGUACCCGAGCCAGCUGUACGGUGGGAAAAGGGUCGAGGCCAACAUCGAGCUGGCCAGCGGGAGCAGCGCCAGCACGCAGAGACACAUUGUAUGA
Thyridium curvatum is the source of this 858-nucleotide messenger RNA. RefSeq lists its product as uncharacterized. The transcript has 2 exons. Bases 1 to 858 code for a protein of 285 amino acids. Lineage: Eukaryota; Fungi; Ascomycota; Sordariomycetes; Thyridiales; Thyridiaceae. The record is from RefSeq and is a predicted model, not a curated record. Gene Ontology annotation, cellular component: membrane.